Messenger RNA from Penicillium odoratum, 1200 nucleotides. RefSeq lists its product as uncharacterized. The transcript has a single exon. The record is from RefSeq and is a predicted model, not a curated record. Bases 1 to 1200 code for a protein of 399 amino acids. NCBI's taxonomy places the organism in Eukaryota, Fungi, Ascomycota, Eurotiomycetes, Eurotiales, Aspergillaceae.
AUGCUCGGACGCGCUUCGGGGCCAGCAGUACGGUCUGCCAGACAGCAAUUGCAAUCUAAAGCUCGCUUCAUCAAACCUCGCUUCCAAUCCACCACAUCCAAUGCCUCUUCCGCUGGUACUAGUCCCGCAUUAGUUGGCGGUCUUGCUGGUGGCGCUGCCGCCUUCAUUACGGGUUACACCUGGUACCGGUUCUCUGGAGUCAAGACCGUGGUCGACACCAGCAAGCAGACACAAGCAUACAUCGACCAGGCUAAAAAGACCAUUGCCGAGAAGACACCUGAGCCAAAUGAGGCGUACCGCUGGUUGAGAGAUACCGUGAAAAGCUAUGCUGCCUUCAUCCCUGGCGCACGCGACUAUAUCGACACUGCAUUUGACGACCUCGAUAAGAUCAGAAAUGAUCACGGCUCCGAAUUCGAUGAAAUUGUCAAAAACGCAUAUACUGAGCUGAAAGAUCUCCUCAAGAAAGAAGGAUUGAAUAUCGACUCGGCAUCCAAGACUUUAAGUGUGCUUCAAAAAUAUUUGAAACAGCUGUUCGAUCUUGCUGGCGACGCCGCGGAGAAUGUUCUCGACGGUCACCCUGCACUUAAGGAGAAGAUCGGUGGUUCCUUUGAUCAAUUAAAGGAAAUGGGGGAUGCCUAUGGGCCUCAAGCGAAAGAGGAGAUCAACCGGACCUGGGAACAAAUCUCCAGCAUUGUGAAACGCGGCGCAGAUACUAAGUCAAUUGAUGAGAUCAAAAACCUGAUCCAAGAAAAGAAGUCAAAGCUUGAAAAGCUAGGGGCUGAGACAUGGCAAAAAGGUCUCGAGGAGUCCAAGCAAUAUCUCGAUAAGAGCCCCAAGCUCAAGCAAUUGGUGGAAGACAAUGCCGAUACCUUGAAGAAGGGCAAUACUAAAGAUCUGUGGGAUCUUGUGAAGAAGAGCGCUUCUUCGGGGAAUAUGGAGGAAGUGGAGAAGUACAUCAAAGAGAAGGCCGGUCAAGCGAAGGAAAGCGGCCUAGGUGACUUGGACAAAUGGCUAAAGACGGUGCCUGGUGGUUCCGGCGCCAUGUCUCAGUUGCAGUCACUACAGGCUAUCGCGCAAAACAAGGGCAGCGAGGCUGAAGACGUCUUGAAAGAGACUGUGGAGGAACUUCAGAAUGUGCUGAAGAAGCGAAAGGAACAGAUAGAGAAGAUUGCCAAGGAGGCAAAGGAAGAGAGCAAAUAA